Messenger RNA from Chinchilla lanigera (long-tailed chinchilla), 4827 nucleotides. RefSeq names its product phosphatidylglycerophosphate synthase 1 (gene Pgs1). The transcript is spliced from 9 exons. Gene Ontology annotation, biological process: cardiolipin biosynthetic process. Gene Ontology annotation, molecular function: CDP-diacylglycerol-glycerol-3-phosphate 3-phosphatidyltransferase activity. The record is from RefSeq and is a predicted model, not a curated record. The coding region runs from base 122 to 1786 and encodes 554 amino acids. NCBI's taxonomy places the organism in Eukaryota, Metazoa, Chordata, Mammalia, Rodentia, Chinchillidae. Gene Ontology annotation, cellular component: mitochondrion.
ACUCGCUCCCGCCGCCUGGACUCCCGCCGCCCGGACUCCCGCGCGUGCGCACUGCCGCUGUGUCCGCGCUAGUGGACUCAAUAAAGUUCGCGCGCGCCGGAAGCGGAAGCGGCGAGUCUCCAUGGCGGCGGCGGCGGCGGCGGGGCCGGUGUUUUGGAGGCGGCUGCUGGGCCUCCUACCUGGUCGACCCGGACUGGCCGCACUGUUGGGGCGCCUGUCCGACCGCUUCAGUAGGAACCGGGACCGCCGGCGCAGGAGGUCACCAUGGCUGUUAUUGGCUCCCUUGUUGUCCCCAGCCGUUCCCCAGGUCACUUCCCCACCUUGCUGCCUCUGCCCAGAGGGCGUGCACAGGUUCCAGUGGAUCAGAAACCUGGUUCCCGAGUUUGGUGUCUCCAGCUCUCACGUCAGAGUCCUCUCUUCCCCGGUAGAGUUCUUCGAGCUCAUGAAGGGGCAGAUAAAAGUAGCCAAGAGGCGGGUCGUGAUGGCGUCUCUCUACCUGGGCAUAGGACCUUUGGAACAGGAACUGGUGGAUUGUCUGGAAAGUACUCUAGAAAAGUCACUGCAAGCAAAGUUUCCGUCUGACCUCAAGGUUUCCAUUCUCCUGGACUUUACCAGGGGCUCAAGAGGCAGGAAGAACUCUCGUACGAUGCUGCUGCCCCUCCUGCAGAGAUUUCCAGAGCAGGUCCGAGUCUCCCUCUUCCACACUCCAAAUCUCCGUGGACUUCUCCGACUCCUCAUCCCUGAGCGCUUCAAUGAGACCAUUGGCCUCCAGCACAUCAAAGUGUACCUCUUUGACAACAAUGUUAUCUUGAGUGGUGCAAACCUGAGUGACUCCUACUUCACCAACCGCCAGGACCGCUACGUGUUCUUGCAGGACUGUGCAGAGAUUGCCGACUUCUUUACAGAGCUGGUGGAUGCGGUAGGGGAUGUGUCCCUGCAGCUGCAAGGGGAUGACACUGUGCAGGUGGUGGAUGGGAUGGUGCAUCCUUACAAAGGUGACCGGGCUGCUUACUGCAAGGCGGCCAAUAAGCGGGUUAUGGAUGUGAUCCACUCAGCCAGGACCCGCCAGCAGAUGCUGCAUGCCCAGACCUUCCACAGUGACUCCUUGUUGACCCAGGAAGAGGCAGCAGCCGCUGGCGAUCGGAGACCAGCGCCCGACACUUGGAUUUAUCCGCUGAUCCAAAUGAAGCCCUUUGAGAUCCAGAUUGACGAGAUUGUCACCGAGACCCUGCUGACUGAGGCUGAGCGAGGUGCCAAGGUCUACCUCACCACUGGCUACUUCAACCUGACCCAGGCCUACAUGGACCUGGUCUUGGGCACACGGGCUGAGUACCAGAUCCUGCUGGCCUCCCCAGAGGUGAAUGGCUUCUUUGGGGCUAAGGGUGUGGCUGGUGCCAUCCCAGCAGCCUAUGUCCACAUCGAGCGGCAGUUCUACGGUGAGGUGUGCAGCCUGGGGCAGCAGGAGCGGGUCCAGCUACAGGAGUACUGGCGGAGGGGCUGGACGUUUCAUGCCAAAGGCCUCUGGCUGUACCUGGCAGGGAGCAGCCUGCCCUGCCUCACGCUGAUUGGCUCUCCUAAUUUUGGGUACAGGUCAGUUCACCGGGACCUGGAGGCCCAGAUUGCCAUCGUGACAGAGAGCCGAGCCCUGCAGCAGCAGCUCCACCAGGAGCAGGAGCAGCUCUACGUGCGCUCAGGUGUGGUGUCUUCUGCCACCUUCGAGCAGCCGAGUCGGCAGGUGAAGCUGUGGGUGAAGAUGGUGACUCCAUUGAUCAAGAACUUCUUCUGAAGACUGGCAGGUGCCAUCUCACGCGCCGCCUCUCAGCGAGGUUUUGCUGAGAGCUCAGAGUCUGGCCAGGAUAGCCUUACUACUUGAGCUCCUGGGGACCCCUCCAAGAAACCCUGAAGCUUCACUGUCACCUCCUGCUUGGUUAAGCACAGAGCUCUUCCUCUGGGUUUGUGGGCAGUUGGUCUCAAAAAUCUUUGAUGCUAAGUUAGGCAGCCGGUUCACCUGUGGUCAGUACCAGGAUCAUCUAUGAUGGGAUCGGCAGUAUGGGGUCCUCUUCCAUCCUGGGAGGCCCUGGGGCAAGGGCCUUGUGCCCAAGGAGACAGAAGGACAGAUUUUGUCCUCCCUCCUCUUAGCUGAGCGCAGCCCUGCAGGAGAUGGUGGCUGUGGAGGAGGAGGAAGUGCUCUUGGACGGGAGAGCAGCUGUGGCAUGCAGCCCUAGUCAGCUGCAGCUCAGAGGAUGACCUAGAGGCCAAGCUAGACCUGGGGGCUGCUGCCUUGCCAUCUCCUUGAGGUUUCUGUGAUGCAGUUAGGGAGAGGCGAUGUUCUAGAAGGAGAUGCAGUGUUUGGUGCAGGGUUCUGCCCACCAGGAGGAGCUUACUGCUUUGCGAGAGCUGUUGGCUGGGUACCAAGACAGAUGCUUGGGUAGCCCUUACCUGAGCAGCAGCUUGGUUGUGAGAUACCUGGAGGUCUGGGUGAGUGCCCUCUUCGGAGUAGACCCCUAUGUUCUAGGCUCCUCAGGACUCAGCAUACCCUGGGGUACCCAGAGAGGUCAGGGGUUUUGUGGGUUGUCUGCUAGUUGGAGUGGCUUGGGCUUGGCUUGUGGGCGAGGCAGAGUAAGGGGUGCGCAGCUGGUGCCCACUUCAGUAUCUGGCGCCAGGUGUCUACAGCGCGGUCUCCUUGGCUCCCCUGCCACCUUGCUUCUCUCAGUCUCGUGUUUUGAACGAUUUUUUAUCGUUUUCAUCAUGUCGUUUUAUUAUUUUAAUUACAUUCAAUUUAAUUUUAUUUAAAUAACAUACAAAUUUAGAGAAUAAAAUGGUACCAGGACCUGUAAGAUGCAGCUGAUUCUUGCCUUUUCCCCAUCAGCUACUUUGCAGUAUGAACUAGGGGUUGAACCCAGGACCGUGUACAUGCCAGGCAAGCACCUGCUAGCCACUUUUGAUUCGGUUCUCCUGAUAGUUACACAUGUCCCUAUUUCUACACAUGUGCAUUACCUCCUGGAAUAUAAGCAAACUCUUCAGAAUAUAAAUUAUACUAAAUCAUACCUGAUUAAAAAUGAUAAGGUUCUUUAUCAGAUCGUCAAAAGGUAUGCAUAAUUCCAGUUGCUCUAUAGGUAUUCUUUUAUAUUUUGGAUUUGUUUAUGUGACCUGAAUUCCAAAUAAGGACAACACCCAGUGAUUGGCUGAUAUGUCAGUUCCUAUUCUUUGGUACCUUCUUGUAGCAGGACAUCUUGAAUAUGCAGGCCAUGUAUAUUUAUAGAAUCCUGCUCCUUCCCCCCACAUCUCCACAAGCUAGUUUCAACCCUUGCCACCUACUCUCUGCAUCUCAGGGGCUCGAACUUUGCACGAGGUACACGGCAGGGCACAGUGGUGCAUCCUUUAGGGAGGCCUGGCUAGAGCCUGUCUGGCACUUUGCCCCUCUCUGCUUCCUAAGAGCUGGCAGGAAGGAGGGUCACUUUUUUGGAAUCUGAAAGGCCAGCCGGCCUUUUCACCACCUCCAAGCUGUGUGCACAUGGAAGCCCCAAAGCACCUGGUCUGAGGCGAGGACAGUGCAGGUCUUACUUGCAGGGGGCAGGGUGGAGCGGUGGCCUGACCACACUGCCCCAGGGUAGCAGCACAUCAGUUAACACUGCUUGCCUCUGCAGCAGUUACCAGAUAGGCUUGUGGGACAACUAUGUGAGAGGAGCCACAGGAACUGCAGGGGCGCUGGGUUUCUGUUUGGAGAGACUUGCUUCAACACUGCUCACAUUCCUGCAGCUUCUCUGGGACCAGAAUAAACAUCAUUGUGCCGCAGCCAGGCUUGCGCAAGCUUCUGUGCUGUUCCCUUUGCCCUGCCACUUCCUUUGUCUGCUCACAACCUUCAGGGUGUCCAGGGCAGGUUCUUCACCCAGGACUUCUCAGACCAGGGCUCCCCGACUCUGCAAAGCAGCCAGAACAGGCAGAGCCCAGAAGUGAUGGCUGCUUCAGGGCCCCAGCAAGUGAGGGUUUUGCUUUGAACCCUGCUGUCUCCAUCCCUGAAGUACAACUUGAAAGUGAAUCAUCCCUUGGAAAAUGUGGAGAUAAUUUUGUCAACUAGCCACAACAUGUACAUGUAGAGUAAAUUACUGUUUUAUUUCAGGCUCUGAAGACAAAAUGGGAAGAGCUUCUCAUUUUGUGGUUAUUACCAAAGAUUGGGAGUUGCCUGGUGGCUGCUGGCAGUUUUAUCUCUAGUUGAUGAGGGACCUGUCCAUGCUAGGACACAAAGGGCUGCAGUGACCCCUCCUGGCCAGCAAAGGUGGUUGCCCAGAAGCCAGGCACCAGCCGAGAUGCCGGGGUCCUUUACUGUACCCCAGAGGGGUCAAUUCCCAUUGCCCCAGGAAGGAGGAAUGUUUCUCCUCCCCCUGAUCAGCAUGGCUGGGCCCCAGGAUUGUUGCUUAUUAUUACCCUCAGAAUUCAGACUUCCCAGGCCUCUUCUUCAGCCAUGGCUUGGGUGCAUGUAGUUGGAAAAAAGGUUUUGCAAAAAACCCCAGGAUUGGGCUGAGCUUCAGAUGCUAUUCCUGAGGAGCUCACGGCACUUUGCUACUUUUAAGCCCAAGGAACGGAGACCAUGUCAUGCUCCCCCAGGGAGCCAUCUUACCUGGAUUAACCAGUGAUCUUUUAAUCUGGUUAAUCAGCUGCCCUCUUCUCUGAGGGCCAGUCUGACAGCUCUUGUGUUGACACGGUCAGAGUCCUAAGCCCUGGGCUUCAUCUCACUGCUGUUGAAACGGCUCUGACUGCAGAAAGAGCAGAGUCCUGCUGGUCAGAAGGGCUUGAAGUACCACCUGCAGCCACCGUCGCCUGGGGCAG